Messenger RNA from Insectozyma verbasci, 1407 nucleotides. The record is from the annotation of a GenBank genome assembly. Lineage: Eukaryota; Fungi; Ascomycota; Pichiomycetes; Serinales; Debaryomycetaceae.
AUGUCAAAAGAAGAAUUUAUGAUAAAACCAGAACUGGUUACUCCUACAAAUAAUACUUCAGAAUGGCCAUUAUUAUUAAAAAAUUAUCAUAAAUUAUUAGUUAGAUCUGGUCAUUAUACUCCAAUACCAUCAGGUUCAUCACCAUUAUCAAGAGAUUUAAAAUCAUACAUUUCAUCGGGAGUUAUCAAUUUAGAUAAACCAUCAAAUCCUUCUAGUCAUGAAGUUGUAGCAUGGAUUAAAAGAAUAUUAAGAGUUGAAAAAACUGGGCAUUCAGGUACUUUAGAUCCAAAAGUUACUGGUUGUUUAAUUGUUUGUAUUGAUAGAGCAACAAGAUUAGUCAAAUCUCAACAAGGAGCUGGAAAGGAAUAUGUUUGUAUAGUUAGAUUACAUGAUCAGUUAAAAGAUGCAAAAGAAAUGAAUAGAAGUUUAGAAAAUUUAACUGGUGCUUUAUUUCAAAGACCUCCUUUAAUUUCAGCAGUUAAAAGACAAUUAAGAGUUAGAACAAUUUAUGAUUCAAAAUUAAUUGAGUUUGAUAAUAAAAGAGGUUUGGGUGUAUUUUGGGCUUCUUGUGAAGCUGGUACUUAUAUGAGAACUUUAUGUGUUCAUUUAGGUAUGUUGUUAGGUGUAGGUGGCCACAUGCAAGAAUUAAGAAGAGUUAGAUCGGGAGCAAUGAGUGAAUCUGAUAAUAUGGUUACGUUACAUGAUGUUUUGGAUGCUCAAUAUGUUUAUGAUAAUACUCGUGACGAAUCAUAUUUAAGAAAAAUUAUUCAACCUUUAGAAACUUUACUAGUUGGUUAUAAAAGAAUUGUUGUUAAAGAUUCUGCUGUUAAUUCAGUUUGUUAUGGUGCUAAAUUAAUGAUACCUGGUUUAUUAAGAUAUGAAGAAGGUAUUGAGUUAUAUGAUGAAGUUGUAUUAAUUACAACAAAAGGUGAAGCUAUUGCUAUUGCAAUUGCUCAAAUGACUACUGUUGAUUUACAAGCUUGUGAUCAUGGAAUUGUAGCAAAAGUUAAAAGAUGUAUUAUGGAAAGAGAUACUUAUCCAAGAAGAUGGGGAUUAGGACCAGUUGCACAAAAAAAGAAGCAAUUAAAAGCUGAUGGUAAAUUAGACAAAUAUGGUAGAAUUAAUGAAAAUACACCUGAAAAUUGGAAAAAAGAUUAUAAAGAUUUAGAUGAAGUAGCUCCACCACCUGUUCCUGAAGAUAAAUUAAAAGCUCCAGCAAUACAGGAACCAAAAAUAACAAAACCAAAAGAAGAACCAGAAGAACCAGAAGAACCAAAAGAAGGAAAGAAGGAAAAGAAGGAAAAGAAGGAAAAGAAGGAAAAGAAGGAAAAGAAAGAGAAGAAGGAUAAAAAACGUAAAUCUGAAGAUGAUGGUGAAAAGAAGAAAAAGAAAUCUAAAAAAGAAUAG